Messenger RNA from Tripterygium wilfordii, 2919 nucleotides. RefSeq names its product protein IQ-DOMAIN 32-like. The transcript is spliced from 6 exons. The record is from RefSeq and is a predicted model, not a curated record. Lineage: Eukaryota; Viridiplantae; Streptophyta; Magnoliopsida; Celastrales; Celastraceae. Gene Ontology annotation, molecular function: protein binding. The coding region runs from base 146 to 2503 and encodes 785 amino acids.
UUUGGUACAAUUUCCAACAAACGCCACGCUUAACAGUAACAUAGGAUGCGUUUCUGUCUUGUCUCGGUGAGAGAGAGAGAGUGAGGUCCGAGUGUGAGAGAGGAACAGACGAACAGUACCCAGAAUCCAGAUAAGAGGAAGCAACAUGGGAAGACCCACUGCGUGUUUCAAGAUAAUCACAUGCGGCAGCGAUUCAGCUCAGAGAGACAAAGAUGAUCUGGACUUCUCCGAGAGCAAAGGCACUAGUGAUAAGCGUGGGUGGAGCUUUCGGAAAAGAUCUCCCCGGCAUCGAGUGCUAAGCAACAAUGUGAUCUCAGAAACCCUUUCUUCUGGAAACAAGGACAGCCCACAAUCUGCUAAUUUUAGUUUCCAGCCAGCAUAUACCUCUACCAUUGAAGAAAAAAUAUCUGCGAUCCAAUGCACUGAUGAGAAACCCCAGUUGCCACUGUUAGUGAAUGCAAAAGGAUCUGAGACGAUUGCUGCCUCCAACAAUGGAAUUGAAGUCGAGGUCAAAGUGGAGGAAUCUGUUGUUAUUCUUAUCCAGGCUGUUAUCAGGGGGAUCUUGGCUCAAAGAGAACUCCUAAAGCUUAAGAAUGUAGUGAAGGUGCAAGCUGCUGUACGUGGGCAUCUGGUUCGAAGGCAUGCCGUAGGAACACUGCGCUGUGUUCAAGCCAUUGUGAAAAUGCAAGCUCUUGUUCGUGCUCGUUUGUCUCUAGGAGGAUCUGAAAGUAUGGUGGAUGAGAAGCAUCCAAAAGAUUGCAAUGGCUUAAGGACCCAGGAGGAAAACUUGGGGAAAAAACCAAGUGUGAAAUAUGUAUCCAUUGAGAAGUUGCUUCGCAAUCAGUUUGCUCGCCAGCUAAUGGAAUCGAAUGCUAACUCCAAGUCUAAGCCUAUAUUCAUUGAGUGUGAUCCUGCAAAAGCAAAUUCUGGUUGGAAUUGGAUGGAAAGGUGGAUGUCUGUUGCAUCGCCAGCACAAACACCAACAUCAAACUCAGAGAUAACUACCGAGCAAGGGGAGACGGAGAAGCAUGGAAAAUAUUCCUCGUCUUUGGAAACUAGAACUUCAUCUGAAGGUUUUUGUGAGCGAGUAGACACGGCUGUACCAUCAGAGACUGAAGAGAAUCGUUUCACCUAUGGGGUAGACAACAUUAAACAGGCAUGUAAUCCCACUCAGUACGUUCAAGAUAGAUUGGAGCAUUCUCUUCCUGAUAAGACAUCAACAUUUGAUGUCGAGGGCUCCAUGGCAAACAAUAAUUUUCUUACAGAUUGCACUAUGGAAUCUGAUGCAAAAUUUCAGUCGAAGCUCGAUUCUCGUCAUAUUAAGUCAGAGAGAGAAAUUGAACAACCAAAACAUUCCUUGAGAAGGGAUGCCUCUGAACAACUUGAGCCUGAGGGAAAGAAGUUUGUAUCUGGAUCAAGAAAGGGAAGCAACUCUGCUUUUGUUGCUGUGCAGUCCAAAUUUGAGGAGUUGAGUUCAGCUGCCAAUUUGGACACAUCUAUGAGUUCAUCCUAUAAAGAUGUUGGGGUUGAAUCAAGCAUGGACACAAUUUUGACUGGUGAAGAUACUGUGACUAGGGCAAAGGAGAAAAUAGUAGAAGAAAAUUCAGUUGCUCAUAAUUCAAGGGUCCAAUAUGAUGGAUCUGAAUGUGGCACGGAACUUUCUAUUUCUUCUACUCUUGAUUCACCUGAAAGGUCAGAAGUUGGAGCUGCAGAAUGUGAAAAUGAAGCUGGAGUUGCAUUGGAAGAAACUUGCAAUCUCCCAAGCAGCAUAAGCAAUCUACAUGUGAAAGCCAACCACACAUCCCUCUUUUUGGCUUCUAAUCUGUCUCAGCUGGCUGAUAAUCCAGAGAAGGUUGAUGAUACCAAAGGUGAAGCACCCGAUUUAAGUGUGGCUGCAGCCCAACCACUGGUAGAGCAGAAGAAAGAAAGAAGUGUUUCUGAUAUUCCAGAAGAGCUGAACUCGGGGAAAGGUUGUCAAGCAUGUGUUUCAUCUCCAGAAGCUUCUCCCAAAAGCCAUAUGACUGUCACCGAAUCACAAGGGACGCCUUCUAGUCAGGUAGAUGUGAAAGCUAAAAGGAGUAGAACUGAUAGGAGUGGCUCCAGCCAGAAGAGCAAAUCCUUUUUAGUGGGUAAGAGAUCUCCAUCAAACGCAAACCCUGUCUCCGGUGCUAGAAAUGGUGUGGAACAGUUGCCCAAAGAUCAGAAGAAUGGGAAAAUACGCAAUUCAUUUGGUGCAUCUGAUAAUUUUGAUCAAGAGCCAAGGGACAGUAGUAGUAGCAGUAACUCUAUUCCUCGUUUCAUGCAAGCCACGGAAUCUGCAAGAGCCAAGCUCAAUGCUAAUAACUCUCCUAGAUCAAGUCCAGAUGUGCAUGACAGAGAUUACAUCAAGAAGAGACAUUCCUUACCUGGUGCAAGUGGAAAACAGGAUUCUCCUCGUAUUCAGCGGUCGACUUCUCAAGCACAGGCAGGUGCAAAAGGAAAUGAGAGAAAAUGGCAGAGGUGAAGAGAUAUUUAUACUACCUCAAAUUGAAACAAUCAGAGGUGCCACGGAGGAAUUGGACCGGUCAUGUGGAAAUCGACAGUGCGUUUUGGAUUGCUGGAAGGUUGGCUGAGAUUUUUGAUAUCAAUCUUUUGGCUCUUGGAUGGUGUGCUCUAUUUGUUUUAUGCAUGGAUUUAACAUUUGGCAUGGGGAUAUAUAUUUGAUCCAUGUAGAUAUAUAACAAAGAAACUCUAUUGUUUAUCUCCUGCUGGAGGGUUGAGUACUUGAGUUUGUCCGUCUGUUUGUUUGUUUGAGGGGAUGUUGUGUGAUGUUAUUAAGGCUGCUUGUUACAUGUGGGUGGUUUGUCUAUCUGAAUGUUGAGAGUUUAUAUAUGAAGUGGAUGGCAUUCAGAAUGCUGUCACCUGACGGGUUUGUGUAUU